Molecule: messenger RNA, 210 nt
Organism: Gongylonema pulchrum
Lineage: Eukaryota; Metazoa; Nematoda; Chromadorea; Rhabditida; Gongylonematidae
Source: the annotation of a GenBank genome assembly
AUGAAUAGCUUAUCGGAAGAAACGGUGGAGUGGGGAAGUGAAGAUGUACAUUAUUUGCUUGCACCCUAUCAAUGUAUCAACAAAGUAGCGGGUAAAAAAAUUCGCAGCCAUCUAGCCACUGCCUUCAAUUUUUGGUUGAAAGUGGACACGAGAACAGUGGAAGCCAUCAUCUCGCUGGUCGAAAUGCUCCACAAUGCAUCGCUUAUGUAA